CCCUUCCAACGCUCAGUCCAAGAACUCAGUGAGCUUUCACUCUUCAGCACACUAGAACGACUCCUAUAUGUAUAUUGGAACACUCCUUACGGAUUCUAUUUUUUUAUUAUUGUUGUUAUAAUUAUUUGACGUUUCUUUUUUCCCCAUAUAAUGAAAUAACUAUUCCUUCAAUUAAACACUAUUUUAAAUUGAACUCUUUGACAUUCUGGACAAGUGGCCUCAUCUAUCGUUUCUUGGAAUAAUGGGUGACCUCUGGAUUUCUUUCUACUUGUGGAUUUAACUUCAUUGGUUUUUAAUCAUACUCUGUGGUCCCUUAAAAACAUGGAGCUUUUUUGGGGAAUCCAUCUAUUAACAGCUUUUGUUUCAUGUAUUAAGGUUCAUGCCAAAGUGGUGCAUCACCUGAAGCAUCCAGGCCUGCAGGUGUUGUCCACAGCCUCACAUUAUUGGCCUCUUGAUGCUGUGGAUGGGAUCCACGGAUUAUGGGACCAAAUUGGAAACAGACCAGGUUAUGUUAACGGAAAUAAUAUAACUCUCAGAAUCCACAAGCACACUGUGCUCCCUUCCUCCCAUAACACUUCCUAUGUGUAUACCAAUGACUCUGCCUACACUAACAUUUCUGCAACAGUAGAUAUUGUUGAAGGAAUGGUCAACAAUGGCAUUUUCCUGAAUGGAGACAAGGGUGGUACUUUUCUCCACUUCGGAAGUUACCAGAACUCUUGCAUCAGUGACCCGACGCUGUGUGGCCCUGACGGAAUUACCUUCUCCUUUUUUUGGAAGAACUAUGAAGAAGAAUCCCGUUUUGCUGUAGCAUCCGGAGGUAAAGUCAUCUCUAAUGGUUUCUCUGUCUACACCAACCCUCUUGGAGGAUAUGUGGAGUUCUACACUCGAGGCAACAACCACAGAUGGAAAGUCAAUAUCAAAGUUCCAGGGCCUUAUUGGACCCAUAUUCUCUUCACAUGGAAAAAGACAGCAGGUCUGAAGGUGUACAUAAAUGGCACCUUGACUGCUGUCGACGAAACUGGCAGUGUUUCCGAAAACUAUGGUGACCCUUACCCUGACCUCGUCAUUGGAACUGGCAAUGAUAAGGCCUAUGGCCACUAUGUAACAGGGGCCUUUGAUGAGUUUGUCAUUUGGGAAAGAGCUCUUCUGCCCAGUGAGAUCUCUCUCUACUACAGUGCUGCUAUAGGUCAUGCUAUAGUGUCUGCCACAACCCCGAGUGCCUUCAAAGAACCACCUUUCACAACGACAACAGUGAGAGCCGUUGAAGUGAGUCCUCCUGUCGUCAGCAGUACGCAUGAGGAGGUCCUAAGCUUCCAAGAUCCGGAGUCGAUGCCAGUUUUGGCCUUUCUGAAGGCUCUGCCCAAUAGGACCAUUCCUCAUAACACAGCCAGCAACCUCACGCAGGCUUUUCUCAAAAAUGUGGAAGAAGUGCUGUCCUCUCCUGGAUUACCAGAGCAAUUCGGCCCUGUGGUCAGCGGUUUAAUCGAAACAGUGGACCGAGUAAUGGACCACAUGGUGGCUAACUUGGAGCCCAGCCCGAACUCCCUCAUCUCCCUGGGAGGAACAUCAUUCGUUGCAGAUUAUUCUUUGAUGAAAUUUCCCCAGAACUACAAUUUGCCACAUUACCGCUUCCCCAUACAGGGAAAGAACUACAUAUCUGUACCCGGGGAGGCGUUCACCAUGCAGUCUCAAACCACCAUCGUUGGCCUUUUUUACCAUAACAUACACAGCUACUACAAGGAAAUCAGCCCUGUCAAGACCAGGAUUCAUGAAGCUGCUAAUUAUAAGGAUCAUAAAAUCCAGGUAGCAAGCUGCUUAAUCUCUCUGAACGUGGAGCCAUCACCGGCCUUGUCAGUCAACCUCUCCGGGGCACCUCUCAUCAAGAUCGUUCUUACCCACAUCUUGAGUGAAGAACAGAAGGAACAAGUGUUUAAUCAAAGCAAUAAAGUCUUCCUCUACUGCGCCUUCCUGGACUACAGUUCCAAAGAGGGGGUUUGGUCCAAUCAAGGUUGUGUGCGUUCAGAAGGAAACAUGACAUACUCUGUGUGUCUGUGCAAUCACCUCACCAACUUUGCCAUUCUUAUGCAAGUGGUUCCCUUAAAGCUCACCACGGGCCACCGGGUGGCACUGUCAACCAUUGGCUAUGUUGGAUGCUCGAUUUCCAUUUUCUGUCUGGCCAUCACUCUCGUCACAUUUGCAGUCCUGUCGUCAGUGAGUACCAUUCGGAACCAGCGCUACCACAUCCACGCCAACCUUUCUUUUGCCAUCUUGGUGGCAGAGAUCUUGCUGCUCAUCAGUGCCAGCUUCGACCCUGGAACGCUGCCUUGCAAGAUCAUGGCUGUCCUGCUUCACUUCUUCUUUUUGAGCGCAUUUGCUUGGAUGCUCGUGGAGGGCCUCCACCUCUACAGCAUGGUGGUCAAGGUGUUUGGUUCUGAAGGCAGUAAACACAUAUACUACUACGGCAUAGGUUGGGGCUCUCCACUGGUGAUCUGUGUGGUGUCCAUGACUUCAGCAUUGAGCAGUUAUGGCGAGGUUGACAACUGCUGGCUGUCCCUGAAGAAUGGAGCCAUCUGGGCCUUUGUGGCACCAGCUCUGUGUGUCAUUGUGGUAAACGUUGGCAUUUUGAUAUCGGUAACCAGAAUAAUAUCUCGUAUCAGUGGAGAGAAUUACAAAGUUCACGGAGAUGCCAAUGCAGUGAAGCUCACUGCAAAGGCUGUGGCAGUACUUCUACCUAUACUCGGGAUUUCCUGGAUCUUUGGAGUUUUAGCUGUCAACACACACUCCUUGCCAUUCCUUUAUAUAUUUGCAAUUUUCAACUCUCUGCAGGGUUUCUUUGUCUUUCUGUUUCAUUGUCUUCUUAACUCUGAGGUCAGGGCUGCUUUCAAACACAAGACCAAAGUGUGGUCUCUCACCAGCAGCUCCAUGCGAAACAUCAACGUGAAGCCCUUCAACUCUGACAUUAUGAAUGGAAACAAGGACGGUGUAUCCCCCACUAAGAUGAACACAUGGGACAAGAGCACCAACUCGGCCAAUCGCAUUGACCUCUCGGCAGUGUAGACCACCGCAAUGUCAGUGUGCGGACACCAGUGUAGAAUGACACGCAAUGACCUGAAUAUUUCCACACUAUUUCAUAUGAUUAACCGUCACCUCAGUAGAGUGAAAGGGAUGCCAAAUGGGGUGAUCUGUUGCUCCAAAUCCACUCUAAUAACUGCACCUUAUUAGUGUCUCAUUAAUGACAUAUUGUGUUCCCGCAGAUCGGGGUCGAGAUUUCGGAGGUCAGUGUGGUCACAGUGUUAUAGCAUUAUUCAGUCUCUGACUACGAUGCUCUGUGCAGCAGAGUGUCUUUUAUGUAGACUUGUCUAUUUGUUCACAACAGUUCAUUUGGCUCAAGUUUAUUUAAUUUGCAGAUGUCUGUUGUCUCGCAGAAUACGAUCUCCUGCUUUGAAAGGCAUUACCUUGGUCAGACAACAACAGGGAAAGUGACCUAACUUCCUUUGAGUUUAGCUCCAUGCCUUCAAAACAAUAAAUAGCACAUAGCCUUUGGAGAUGUCACAACACAGUCAACUGCAUAAUAACACACCAUGAGGCUGCAGUAAAAUGAACUCUGUGUUAUUCUGAUAUGAUGUAUUUAUUUUGUGAUAUGAGGAUCUGUUUCAUGUCUUUUAUGAUGUGUAGCAGCUGAACAGCGAGCUGUCUGUGUGUGUUUUGUUUCCUCUUUUGAAAUGAGUUGACUGGUAUUUAACAAUACCUCACAUCUUGGCAAGAUGCAGUAUGGUAUGUUCUCUUCAGAAUAACGAAUACUUGUGUGUUUUGAACACUGUUCUGUGAAGUUUUACAGUGUGUUUUCAGUAUUUCUCGAGCGAUAUUUCAUACUUUUUGUACAUUGAGGCUGAAAUGUUAUGUAAAACAGGCAGCACGGUGGUCGACUACCGGUAGUUAGCACAUCCACCCAAACGUUCUGAGGUCGUGAGUUUGAAUCCGGACUCCGGCCUUCCUUUGUGGAGUUUGCCUGUUCUCCCUGUUCUUGUGUGGGUUUUCUCCGGGUACUCCG
Messenger RNA from Hippocampus comes (tiger tail seahorse), 4051 nucleotides. RefSeq names its product adhesion G protein-coupled receptor D1 (gene adgrd1). Gene Ontology annotation, molecular function: G protein-coupled receptor activity. The coding region runs from base 322 to 3057 and encodes 911 amino acids. Gene Ontology annotation, biological process: adenylate cyclase-activating G protein-coupled receptor signaling pathway; cell surface receptor signaling pathway. The transcript is spliced from 26 exons. The record is from RefSeq and is a predicted model, not a curated record. Gene Ontology annotation, cellular component: plasma membrane. NCBI's taxonomy places the organism in Eukaryota, Metazoa, Chordata, Actinopteri, Syngnathiformes, Syngnathidae.